Hyalella azteca is the source of this 2160-nucleotide messenger RNA. Its product is annotated as gamma-aminobutyric acid receptor subunit rho-2-like. Gene Ontology annotation, biological process: monoatomic ion transport. NCBI's taxonomy places the organism in Eukaryota, Metazoa, Arthropoda, Malacostraca, Amphipoda, Hyalellidae. The transcript is spliced from 2 exons. The record is from RefSeq and is a predicted model, not a curated record. Bases 59 to 382 code for a protein of 107 amino acids. Gene Ontology annotation, cellular component: membrane.
CCUAUUUUCCCCAGCGUUCGUGUUCUGCGCGCUGUUGGAGUUUACCCUCGUGAACUACAUGUGGCGUAAGCGACCCCAGCCCAAACUGCCGAACCUGUUCGGACUGAACGGCGGUCGCGUGGCUGGACGCUCGGGUGGCGAUAUCUGCACCAGCUGCAAGGAGAAGAAGGGCAACGACUCGGCAAUCUUCCCGUCUCCUAACAUUGCUAUGAGCAGCAAGCUAACGGACGAAGCUCUAGCUGCUCUGCCCCUGCAGCUCGUGGCCAGCCUCGCCAGCAACUCCAAGAGACGCGUGCACGCCAUCGACUCCAACUGCCGCGUGCUGUUCCCGCUCAGCUUCAUGUUCUUUAACGUCAUCUAUUGGUGUUAUUACCUGCUUUAAGAUUGAUGUUAUUACCUGCUUUAUGAUUACCUGCUUUAAGAUUAUUGGUGUUAUUACCUUCUUUAAGAUCGGUGAUAUUACCUGCUUUAAGAUUAUUGGUGUUAUUACCUGCUUCAAGAUUACCUGCUUUAAGAUUGGUGUUAUUACCUGCUUUAAGAAACAAGUUCGAAGGUUUUUCGACUUGAAAUGGGAGUUUAUGAUUUACGAGAAUCAAAGCUUAAAUUGAGUGCGCAGUUAAAACAACGAUUUCAUUUGUUAUCAUGAAUAAGUGGUUCAUCACCUUCUGAUAUUGGAAAUCAGGGUGGUACAUUCCGUAAGAUCGCUUUAGCUAAACAUAUGAUGACUUCAACCAAACUGUCCACAUGGUAUUAUUUUCCAUGCGGUACAUGUAAUUCAUUUACAGCAAAACUUGUCUAUUCACCAUACCUUUAGCACUAAAGAGUUUAGGUAUGUCAACCUGCACCUCCACAUCGCAAUUUUCAUGAAAGUAUGGAUAAAAAGACAGCAAAUGCCAUCUUGUAUAUUUAUGAUGGAGACACAUGACUGUAUUUUACAGUGUUAUGAUGUGUUCUUUGUGUGUCAUUUAUAAUUUCAUGGCAAAUGCUUACAAGGAAAGUUUGUCUUCAAGCAACGAAAUGUUGGAGACCUCUGGCUUAAAGAGUGAUAACUCAUCACUGAUGUAGUUAUAUGUGCUAUAUUUAAUGAGGUUAUUCCACUUUCUACAACCUCUAUUUGUGCAAUAGAAAUGAAUCAUGAGAGGAUUGCGAGCCUGUGCAUUGUUAAAAAUAGAGUCAUAGGCGACCUGAACUUUAUAUAGUUGAACUUUUGGCCCUCUAAAGCUCACAUAAAACAGUGGCCAUAAGCUGUAUGCAUGCAUUGAACAAAUUUAUUUAUUUAUUAAGCAAAUAGAUAAAAAAAACAUUUAUAAAUGUUUUCGAUUUGUUAAAUCGCUGAAAAUAUGUCUUUGAAAGCGAACGUAAUAAUAACGUCAAGCGCUAAGCAGAAAGAAGCGUGACAGAACUCGGCAGACGUAGACUCUAACAAAAUUUAGAGCCGAGGGCGGCUCUGGAUCAGGGAACGCCUAGGACUCGGGGAGCAUAUGAACGGCGCUCAUCAUUCCCGUUGCACAGCAUCUCAUAAGGAGCUGUUAUGUUUGUUUUCUCGCCGUGUUAUGAUUACCCAUUCUUCUGUUUUUUUUUAUAAAUGUGCUGUUCUGGGUCAAUAUUCUUCUAAUGCUAGAGAAUAAUUGCGCGGUGAUAGCAUUUGAGGGAACACUUCUCACACCAGAGUUUUAAAUAGAAUUGAGUUUUUAUUCCGUUAUUCUUCAACGUACAAUUCUAAUGUUAUGACCAUCUCAACCAUGCUGUGUAAGAAAACAAAAAUCAAAAUAAGAGGGCAUUCAAAAGGUAAGUGCUCAGGCGAUCUAUCAAACACAGCUGUCUUAUUUUUUGGUUUCCGGCAGAUGAUAGCAGUGCAUAUUACGAUAGUGUUAUAGCUACGUAACUAAUAUGCAUGAUAUUAGAUAAGAAACACCAUUAGUUUUUGCAUUGAUGCUCGCGUCCCAGUGCGUCCCUAGCAACGUGUUUGUUCUGUGUCGGUUUUGGUGGAAAAAAUUACUAUAUUUUUACAUGCUACAACUGAUGUGGCUUGUUUUAGGUCUUAGUUAAGCUGUAGCGCAAUAUUCAGUGUAUUGCUUUACAAUUUACAUGUUCGGAAUCGGGAAUACGCGCGUUCACACAAACUUUUCCAAUAAAAAAUGCAACAUUAGUUUUCUUAUU